CCGCCAAGGCGCGCCCCUCCUCCACCUCUUUCUGGUUUUAUCCUACUGCGCAGGCGCACCGAGUGAACCAAGAUGGCGGCUCCCGUGGAUCUGGAGUUAAAAAAGGCCUUCACAGAACUUCAAGCCAAAGUAAUUGACACUCAACAGAAGGUGAAGCUUGCAGACAUACAGAUUGAACAGCUAAACAGAACGAAAAAGCAUGCACAUCUUACAGAUACAGAGAUUAUGACUUUGGUAGAUGAGACUAACAUGUAUGAAGGUGUAGGAAGAAUGUUUAUUCUUCAGUCCAAGGAGGUAAUUCACAGUCAACUAUUAGAGAAACAGAAAAUAGCAGAGGAAAAAAUUAAAGAAUUAGAGCAGAAGAAAUCCUACCUAGAGCGGAGUGUGAAGGAAGCUGAAGACAACAUCCGGGAGAUGCUAAUGGCACGAAGGGCACAGUAGGAAAUCUCUAGCAGAAGCUUCCUGCCCCCUCCCAUUCCUGGCAAGGGCAGAGGGGCCCAUGUGGGGAAACAGCCUCUCUUCUACCCUGACGGACUUUUUAUUUGGAUGAUCUGGUAACCCUGUAUUUUCUACUUCACCCUGAUCCCCUUUCAGAUCCCAGCUCUGUAUUUUUUAUCCUGGCUCUGUCUGCCACCCCUACCCAGAACACUGUUCUCCCCCUAGGGGUGAAUCACCAACUCCCAGGAGAGGGAAAAUGGGAACCAGGACAGACAGGGGAGCUCUGUCCAAGCCUAUUACUCGUUACACUGCUUAGACCAAUAAAAGGCAUCUGUUCCCCCAGC
Messenger RNA from Mustela erminea (ermine), 782 nucleotides. It is a transcript of the gene PFDN1, whose product is annotated as prefoldin subunit 1. The record is from RefSeq and is a predicted model, not a curated record. The transcript is spliced from 4 exons. Gene Ontology annotation, cellular component: prefoldin complex; cytoplasm. Gene Ontology annotation, molecular function: protein folding chaperone. Gene Ontology annotation, biological process: protein folding. The coding region runs from base 73 to 441 and encodes 122 amino acids. NCBI's taxonomy places the organism in Eukaryota, Metazoa, Chordata, Mammalia, Carnivora, Mustelidae.